AAAGUUGAUCAAGCAAAGCAAUCAUGGCAGUCCGCGUCCAGUUCGAAAAUAAUAAUGAAGUGGGGGUGUUUAGCAAAUUGACAAAUGCUUAUUGCCUGGUCGCCAUCGGGGGCUCAGAGAACUUCUACAGCGUGUUCGAAGCGGAGCUAUCGGACACCGUGCCCGUGGUGCACGUGAGCAUCGCCGGCUGCCGCAUCAUUGGCCGCAUGACGGUUGCUAAUAAAAACGGACUUCUAGUGCCCGCCUCUACAACAGACACAGAGCUACAACACAUACGCAACAGUCUGCCCGACAAUGUGAAGGUGCAGCGGGUGGAGGAGCGCCUCAGCGCGCUUGGCAACGUGAUCGCAUGCAACGACUAUGUCGCUCUUGUGCACCCUGACCUCGAUCGCGACACAGAGGAGAUAUUAGCAGACACGCUGAAUGUGGAGGUGUUCCGGCAAACAAUCGCUGGAAACGUCCUUGUUGGCUCGUACGCCGCGCUCAGCAAUCGCGGAGGGCUCGUGCACCCUAAAACCACAAUACAGGAUCAAGACGAGCUCUCCUCACUACUACAGGUGCCACUUGUGGCAGGCACCGUGAACAGGGGUAGUGACGUGGUUGCUGCCGGUAUGGUAGUUAAUGAUUGGUGCGCAUUCUGUGGCAUGGACACUACAUCAACAGAGAUCUCAGUUAUUGAGAGUGUAUUCAAACUGAAUGAUGCUAAACCAACAGCUAUCACGUCAACCAUGCGAGCAUCACUUAUUGACAGCAUGUCAUAACACGGGCUCGUAUUAUACCUAACCUAAUGUGAUAUGGUUUAUGUUAAGCUGUUGUUUACAUGAAGGUAAAAAUAAUAAGUUUUUAAAAUUCUGUUUCACAUAUUGCAUAAUAUGAACCCAAUGAUUCGCCUGUCUGUAAUCAG
Molecule: messenger RNA, 904 nt
Organism: Hyposmocoma kahamanoa
Lineage: Eukaryota; Metazoa; Arthropoda; Insecta; Lepidoptera; Cosmopterigidae
Gene: eIF6
Product: eukaryotic translation initiation factor 6
Exons: 1
Coding region: 24-761 (245 amino acids)
Biological process (GO): maturation of 5.8S rRNA; cytosolic ribosome assembly; maturation of LSU-rRNA
Cellular component (GO): nucleolus; preribosome, large subunit precursor; cytosol
Molecular function (GO): ribosomal large subunit binding
Source: RefSeq, a predicted model, not a curated record